Molecule: messenger RNA, 2280 nt
Organism: Penicillium antarcticum
Lineage: Eukaryota; Fungi; Ascomycota; Eurotiomycetes; Eurotiales; Aspergillaceae
Product: Zn(II)2Cys6 transcription factor
Exons: 6
Coding region: 1-2280 (759 amino acids)
Biological process (GO): DNA-templated transcription; regulation of DNA-templated transcription
Molecular function (GO): DNA-binding transcription factor activity, RNA polymerase II-specific; zinc ion binding; DNA binding
Source: RefSeq, a predicted model, not a curated record
AUGUCCCUGGCGCCGACAGAUGACACGACUAGACGUAGGCGACCGGGCAGAAAAUAUACGUCCCGCGCCUGUGAGAUAUGCCGACAACGACGAGCCAAGUGCGAUGGCGUUCGACCAUCGUGCUCACGCUGUCUUGACCGUGGCGUCCAAUGCCAGUACUCCACCGCGGAGGAUGGUCGACAACCAGCUCCUAAGUCGUAUGUGGUCAUGCUGCGUAACAAAAUAGAACUUCUGGAGCGUGUUUUACACUCUCGCGGGAUAGACCCCGAUGCAGCAAUUCAACUGUUGGGCAAAAACGAUAGUCCUGAUCGAGAGCCUGACGCUGAGUGGGCAGAACCUUGCUCAAAUGUCGACGAUUUGUGCACCACAUUUGACGGUGCGCUCACAUUGGAUGAGUCUUUGAACUUUGACCAAGAUGGCGAGGUGCGGUACUUUGGACCGACAAGUGGGCGGUUGCCGUUUCGCUCUGCAUCAAAGGAUCUGCCCAAAGAGACGCAACAGACCGAAACUCCUUGUACUGGGAAUAUGGACUCUGGUUAUACAACCCAGCCUUGUGAAGACACUGAUUUCCUAGCCGAAAGCCUAAUAUCAGAUGAACUCAAAGCCCACCUGGUCGAUUUGUAUUUCGAGUGGGAGCAGCCGUGGCUACAAAUGGUCAACGAGCAGCUGUUUCGAGAUUCCAUGAAAGAUGGAGGCCGUUAUUUCAGCCCACUUUUGCUGAACUGCAUUCUAGCUAUGGGGUCACGAUACUGCGAACGCUUGGAGAUCCGAUCCGAUCCCAAUGAUUCAAACACAGCCGGCAGACUUUUCAUUAAGAAAGCCGAGCAAUUGAUCCAGAAUGACCUGAAAUGGCCCAAGAUCACAACAAUCCAGUCAUUGGCUAUAUUAGGCAUGGCUUAUAUCGCAAUGGGGUCCGACGCCGCCGGAUGGCUUCAUCAGGGUAUGGCGAAUCGCCUGGCGCUGGAUAUGGGAUUGAACAUGGAUCCAUCUGUUCUCUCGGGGGCAGUUGCUCUCCCGGCCAUUGAGAUUGAGUUACGCAGGCAAAUUUACUGGGCUCUUUAUUGCCACGACAAGCUGUCAGCAAGCUACACAGGCAGGGUUUGCACAUUACUGGACUCACAAGGAGUCGUGAACAAGCCCUUCGCUUUAUGUGCGCCAGAUGUAUCUUUGCCCUCAGCAAAUGGAAACGGGCAACUCCGGGCUGCCUCACAAAGAGAUGUGGUACAGUUGCACCGGGCAUUGAUUGAUUUGUGUCGUAUCUUCGAAAGAGUCCUUCUAGCAUUCUGGUCUCCAAAACCACUUCUCCAACCCACCCAACGGGCAUCCUUUUUUGAGUCCUGUGUCCUUGAUCUCAGUUCCUGGUACUACGACCUCGCCCAAGAGUUGAAGAUUGACCGUCCAUCGGGGCCCUCCCGAUUCCCACAUACUUAUACUUUAUGCAUGGUAUACCAUACCGUUUACAUCAUACUAUGUAUCCCCUUUUUAAACAACCAUUCCGAAACGAAAGGACCCAGGAACCAAAAUACUCAAGUCAAACAUGACACCAAUAGCGAUGCAUCAGAAACACGGCGCAAACAACAAGCCAUCACUAUUUGCAACAACUCUGUCCGGGCAGUGUGUGUUGUGGCUCAGAAGUACAGACAGACUUUUGGCAGCUUCAAGUUGAGCCCUGUGACUCCUACGCACUGCAUGCAUACGGCGGCACUGAUCAUUAUUGAGAAGUGCUCUGCGUUCGGCUCAUAUGCCAAAGAAGCCCAAACAAAGAGUCCAUCGCCACACGCAGCCGUAGGACUCUGUCUUCAGUCUUUGCAAGAACUCUCCACAUCGUGGGAUAUUUCGAAGCGUAUUGGACGGAAUCUAGAGAAACUUUAUUGCCAUCGACUGAAUUGCGAUGCUGAUCAGAUGCCAUCUGCCCCUUCAUUGGAGUUCAAUGCUUUAUGCACGACAAGUUGUGAACCGGUAAAUUCGGAAGAACUGCAUGCUGGCAAUGGGUUCAUGGCACCGCCAUUUGAGUCUGAACAGGGUCUCUUGGGCGCCAAUGACCAAUCGGCCCAACAUUCCCUAUUAACGCCACCGCUUGCCACCAUCAAUUGGUUUGAUACUUCUGCGAGAGACAUCCAUGAGGGUAACAGAAAUGAUGCAAGCGACUUUGGGAAUGCUAACAAUCCCGAUGAACAUUUUGUCAACAAUCUCGGCUUUGCUUUUUCUGCUGAUAGUCUCCCAAGUGACUACAACAUGUUUGAUACUCUCAACCAGAUGUAUUUGGAAGAUAUGUGGUAA